Messenger RNA from Colletotrichum truncatum, 1530 nucleotides. RefSeq lists its product as uncharacterized. Lineage: Eukaryota; Fungi; Ascomycota; Sordariomycetes; Glomerellales; Glomerellaceae. The record is from RefSeq and is a predicted model, not a curated record. Gene Ontology annotation, molecular function: phosphatidylserine decarboxylase activity. Gene Ontology annotation, biological process: phospholipid biosynthetic process.
AUGGUUAGCCUCUCCGAAUCACAGAAUCUGGCCUCAGUUUUUAACCAUUUUCAAACUUGUCUUGAUCGAUCUACCCACAGCCGCAUUUCUUCACAUUUAAGAACCUCCAACAUGACCGGGCCAACUACCAAACAAGCCUUUCAGAGCCAAUCCAUCGGCCACUGGCUCCCCAAAGACCGCAAAAUGAUCUCUCAAUGGGUCUCUCAGAAAGCCAGACAAGCCCUCCAGUCCCCGGGCAAGGGUCUAGGGAAGCUCCCUUCGCUUGGCCCAGGCCUUCCAUCCGCCGGUUCGGGCAUCCCAUACCUUGACUCAAGCCUCACAGAAUUCGCAGAGCUCGUCAUCAACAGCCCACACCUCUUCAUGCUGGGGAACAACAUGUUCACCGAGGCCUCCAACCACUACCCCAAGGACCCAGCGGGAAACUGCGCCAUAAAGUCUUUCAACGAAUUCAUCUCCGUCUUGAGCUUAGUGGUGCAGUCGGGCCCGGAGUUCGUUGACAAGACGGACCCGCCCACAGCCAUGGGUCUCAUCGGGUUUCCCAUCAACGCGAUCCUCGAUUGGCCCAUGGGCACCGAAUCAGGAUACCAAUUCUUCCGAAACCCCGAGGUCAAUCUCGCCUUGGGCAAAGUACUCAGCACCUGGGGCGAGUUCCUGGGCUCCCUAGCCUCGCAGGCGUGUCUUGAUGGUUGGCUAUCCAGCGACGCCUUGGAGAUGAUCGCAGCCAAGGGGAACAACGGCAAGACAGACUACACUUUCCAGGAGCUGUUUAAGUGCAGCCCCUCGGAAAAGCACUUCGGCUUCAAAUCAUGGGAUGAGUUUUUCGUCAGGCAGUUCCGCGACGGCGUCCGUCCCGUCGAGGCCCCGGACAACGGCGUCCCAGACCUGAAGUUCCCCGACCCGACCCUCGUCAUCACGAACGCGUGUGAGUCGGCGCCGCUCAAGAUUCAGACCGACGUGAAGGAAUCAGAUAAGUUCUGGCUCAAGGAGCAACCGUACUCCCUCGAAAACAUGCUCAACUACGACCCGCUGGUGCCGCAGUUCGCCGGCGGGACCGUCUACCAAGCUUUCCUGAGCGCGCUGAGCUACCACCGCUGGCACUCCCCCGUCAGCGGCAAGAUUGAAAGGAUCGAGCAUGUGCCCGGGACGUACUACAGCGAGAACUGGUACGAGGGCGUCGCCGGCGCGGAGAACCCGGACCAGGCGGAUCCCGCGGCGCCCAACUACUCGCAGCCGUACAUCAGCUCCGUGGCCACGCGCAUGAUCAUGUUCAUCCAGGCCGAUAACCCCAAGAUCGGGCUGAUGUCGAUCGUCUUCAUUGGUAUGGCGGAGGUGUCGAGCUGCGAGGCCGUGGUCAAGCCGGGCGACAAGGUUGAAAAGGGGCAGGAGCUGGGUAUGUUCCAUUUCGGCGGGAGUUCGCAUUGUUUGGUGUUCCGUCCAGAGGUCAAUAUCAAGAUGGUGAACCCGGGGCCGUGGGAUAUGGACCAUGAGACGAACUUUCCGGUGAACAGCGCGCUGGCUGUAGUUGUUUGA